AAAAAAAAACAUCUGUGCUUUUCAGCUCGGUUCUUCGGAAGUUUUGUGUGCAAUCGUCGCAAUCAAAACACAAAAUGUGGUUCGAAAUUUUGCCAUCGUUCGGAAUCAUUACGGCCGUACUGUCCGUUCCCGGCUUUGCUCUGUACGGCUUGCACAAGCUGAGCCUCGAUAAUGCGUACCGGCGUAAUACGGACGAAAGAUGGGAACGCCUCAUGUACACCAGGGAUAUGCGAUUGACCGGCAACCCGUACAAGUGUAACGGUCUUGAAUCUAUUUCGGAUAAGUAGAAAGUGUCCUGAAUAGUGGAAAGCUGUUUUGCAAAUGUAUCGUUACUGGGUGUAGAGAAUAAAUCGUACGAGAUACCGCA
Molecule: messenger RNA, 367 nt
Organism: Anopheles maculipalpis
Lineage: Eukaryota; Metazoa; Arthropoda; Insecta; Diptera; Culicidae
Gene: ND-MWFE
Exons: 3
Coding region: 75-287 (70 amino acids)
Source: RefSeq, a predicted model, not a curated record